CCCCUUUUUCUCCUUUUUUUUUUUUUUUUUUUUUUUUUGGUCCCCGAGCUCCGCCACUACUCUCCUUGUUUGUUGUUGCUGCUUCGGGGGUGAAGGCGCACAGGAGAGGCGACAAUUGAUGCUGCUCAGAGGCGCAUGAGGUGUUGAUGAGACUUAACGCAGAGCAACACCUUGCUUGCCAUGGAAGUGUGUGUCCAGUAUAGAGGAACGUUCGGGUCGAGAGUGGGACCUGCCGCCUGAUAACCAGCCUCUGUCCCAGAUAAGGGGAGCAUGCUUCAGACCUACAGACUCACUCUCUUCGCCACAGAGGAGUUCCCAUCAGACUGUCUUUCCACAAUUUGACAUUUCUUUUUUUACGAUCCACAUUUCCUUCCUACUGACUUCAUUUCAACAUUGUUUGGCUUCACUGCUUUUCAAAAAGGUGCGAGGAUCAAUGAUGAGCAUCCCUGAGACGAACUGGCUUGGACUUUCUUAAUCAGAACCUUUUAGUCACAACACGACCCUGCCACAAACCAUCAGCACAAGGCACCAUGGCAUGCUCCAUGCGGAAACUGCACACCUUCUGCUGGUUUCUCAUUACAUUAGCCCAAGUACACUCCACAGAGGGGUUUAGUCGAGCUGCUCUGCCAUUUGGCUUGGUACGGAGAGAGCUUUCUUGUGAGGGUUACCCCAUUGAUCUGCGAUGUCCAGGAAGUGAUGUCAUAAUGAUUGAAAGUGCCAACUAUGGUCGAACGGAUGACAAGAUCUGCGACGCCGACCCUUUCCAGAUGGAGAAUAUCAACUGCUAUCUUCCAGAUGCCUACAAGAUCAUGUCACAAAGAUGCAACAAUCGGACGCAGUGCAUUGUGAUCACGGGUACAGAUGUCUUCCCCGACCCCUGCCCAGGGACCUACAAGUACCUGGAGGUCCAGUAUGAGUGUGUGCCCUACAGUCCAUGCCCAACCAGAAUAGGACCAAGAACACAGAAUGUAUCGUAUCGCACCUGCCCCGAAGUGGAACAAAAAGUUUUUCUUUGUCCUGGGACUCUGAAAGCAAUCGGUGAUCCAUCCUUUCUAUUUGAAGCGGAGCAACAAGCUGGCGCCUGGUGCAAAGACCCACUGCAAGCCAGUGACAAAAUCUACUUCAUGCCUUGGACUCCUUAUAGGACAGACACUCUCAUUGAGUAUUCCUCACUGGAAGACUUCCAAAAUGCCCGGCAAACCAUCACCUACAAACUACCCCACCGGGUGGAUGGGACUGGAUUUGUCGUCUACGAUGGAGCUGUGUUUUUCAACAAGGAGCGUACCCGCAACAUUGUGAAGUUUGAUCUGCGGACUCGAAUCAAAAGCGGGGAGGCGAUCAUCAACAAUGCCAACUACCACGACACGUCACCCUACAAGUGGGGUGGUAAAACAGACAUUGACCUUGCGGUAGAUGAGAAUGGGUUGUGGGUGAUCUACGCCACAGAGCAAAACAAUGGCAUGAUGGUCAUCAGUCAGUUAAACCCUUACACACUGCGUUUUGAGGCGACCUGGGACACGGCCUAUGAUAAGCGCUCAGCCUCCAAUGCCUUCAUGGUUUGUGGAGUACUGUACGUGGUUCGCUCCACCUAUGAAGACAAUGAAAGUGAGGUCAGCAAGAGCCUCAUUGAUUACAUUUACAAUACUAAACAGAACCGUGGGGAAUAUGUUGAUAUCCACUUUCCCAACCAGUACCAGUACAUUGCAGCUGUGGAUUACAAUCCGCGAGAUAACCAGCUCUAUGUUUGGAAUAAUUUUUACAUCCUGAGAUACAAUCUGGAGUUUGGCCCACCUGAUCCAGCACAUGCUCCACCACCACUGUCAGAAGUCACCACGUCCCCUCAGCCUCAGAGAACUACGACUAUCACCACAACAACCACAGUGCACCGGGGUGUGGCCAACACUACCACCACAACAGGGCUCAAGGAGGGCAGCAGGGGAAUGCCAAAGCCGCCUCCUGUGAUUCCACAGACUACUUCCCCUCCAACCCUUGAGUCCUACCCUCUAACUGAGCGCUUCUGUGAGGCCACUGAGAAAAGAGACAUAACAUGGCCUCAGACUCAGAGGGGCAUGCUCGUGGAGAGACCUUGCCCCAGGGGAACACGAGGCACUGCCUCUUAUUUAUGUGUCCUUUCCACUGGGGCCUGGAACCCGAAGGGCCCUGAUCUCAGCAACUGUACCUCCCACUGGGUCAACCAAGUCGCCCAGAAGAUCCGAAGCGGUGAAAAUGCAGCUAACUUGGCCAACGAGUUAGCCAAACACACUAAAGGACCCAUCUUUGCCGGGGACGUCAGCUCCUCGGUGCGCCUGAUGGAGCAGCUGGUGGACAUCCUGGAUGCUCAGCUGCAGGAGCUCAGACCCAGCGAGAAGGAUUCCGCAGGGCGGAGCUUCAACAAGCUUCAAAAGCGAGAAAGGACAUGCAGGGCAUAUAUGAAGGCCAUUGUGGACACGGUGGAUAACCUUCUGCGACCAGAGGCGUUGAAGUCUUGGCAAGACAUGAACAGCACAGAGCAAACGCACGCGGCCACCAUGUUACUAGAUACUUUGGAGGAAGGGGCCUUUGUCCUCGCUGACAACCUCAUGGAACCAGCCUUCGUCAAAGUUCCUGCAGACAAUAUAAUCCUCGACGUGUAUGUACUCAGCACAGAUGGCCAGGUUCAGGAUUUUAAAUUUCCACAAUCCAGCAAGGGUGGUGUUUCUAUUCAACUAUCGGCCAACACUGUCAAGCUCAACAGUCGAAAUGGAGUUGCCAAGCUGGUUUUUGUGCUCUACAAAAACUUGGGCCAGUUUCUCAGUACUGAAAAUGCCACCAUCAAGAUGGCCAACGAAGCUUAUGGCCGCAACGUGUCGGUGGCUGUCAACUCUGAUGUCAUUGCUGCUUCAAUCAACAAAGAGUCCAGCCGUGUAUUCAUUAAUGAUCCCGUGAUUUUUACCCUGGAGCACAUUGAUAUGGAGCACUACUUCAACUCCAAUUGCUCCUUCUGGAAUUACUCUGAGAGGAGUAUGAUGGGAUACUGGUCCACCCAAGGCUGCAAACUCCUGGACUCCAAUAAGACGCAUACCACCUGCUCCUGUAGCCACCUCACCAACUUUGCCAUCCUCAUGGCGCACCAUGAAAUCUCAGUUAAUGACAGAGUGCACGAGCUGCUUCUGACUGUCAUCACUCGCGUCGGGAUCGUGGUGUCCCUCGUCUGCCUCACGAUCAGCAUCUUUACCUUUUGCUUCUUCCGGGGCCUGCAGAGCGAUCGCAACACCAUCCACAAGAACUUGUGCAUUAAUCUCUUCAUUGCCGAGUUAAUAUUCCUAAUUGGUAUCGAUAUGACGGAACCCAGGAUUGGAUGUGCCAUCAUUGCUGGGAUCCUUCACUUCUUCUUCCUGGCCUCCUUCUCCUGGAUGUGUCUUGAGGGCGUCCAGCUGUACCUCAUGCUUGUGGAGGUCUUUGAGAGUGAAUACUCACGGAAAAAGUACUACUAUGUGUCUGGUUACCUCUUCCCUGCCAUCGUGGUCGGUGUCUCUGCGGCUAUUGAUUACAGGAGUUAUGGAACCAAGAAAGCGUGCUGGCUAAGUGUGGAUAAUCAUUUCAUAUGGAGCUUUAUAGGACCUGUCACCUUUAUCAUCAUGCUCAAUCUCAUCUUCCUGAUCAUCACAAUGUACAAAAUGGUGAAACACUCGACCACCCUGAAGCCAGACUCUAGCCGACUGGAGAAUAUAAAUAAUUAUCGCGUUUGUGAUGGCUACUAUAAUACAGAUUUGCCUGGCUAUGAAGAUAAUAAACGGUUUAUCAAAUCCUGGGUCAUGGGCGCCUUCGCUCUGCUGUGUCUGCUGGGUCUGACGUGGUCCUUUGGUCUCUUCUUCAUCAAUGAGGCCUCUAUUGUCAUGGCGUACCUCUUCACUAUAUUCAACGCUUUCCAAGGAUUGUUUAUCUUCAUCUUCCAUUGCCUUCUCCAGAAAAAAGUCCGUAAAGAGUACAGUAAGUGUUUCCGCCACACAUACUGCUGCGGAGGGCUGCCAACUGAGAGUUCACACGGUUCUGUAAAGACUUCCACCACACGGACCAGCGCACGCUACUCCUCUGGUACACAGAGUCGUAUCAGGAGAAUGUGGAAUGACACCGUAAGAAAGCAAUCUGAGUCCUCCUUUAUCUCAGGUGACAUCAACAGCACCUCCACCCUUAACCAAGGAAUGACCGGGAAUUAUCUACUAACAAAUCCUCUUCUUCGACCACAAGGCAGUAACAACCCUUAUAACACCUUACUGGCUGAGACAGUCGUAUGUAACACCCCCACGGCUCCAGUGUUUAACUCGCCAGUGACCUACAGAGAGACAAGGCACUCACUGAACAGUGCAGUGAGGGAUACAAGUGCAAUGGAUACUCUACCGCUAAAUGGUAACUUUAAUAAUAGCUACUCGCUUCGCAAUGGGGACUUUGGCGACAGUGUUCAGGUAGUAGACUGCGGCCUCAGUCUGGACGAUGCUGCCUUCGAGAAAAUGAUCAUCUCCGAGCUAGUACAGAACAACCUGCGUGCCUGUAACAAAAGCCACCAACAGCAGCAGCACCCCAGUUUACAUCAUCCACCCCAUCACCAGCCGCCCCCGCAGUACCACCAUCACCACCACACGGAGCGGGCUCCGCCGAAGGUGACGGUGGUAGGCGGCAGCAGCGGUGACGACGACGUUAUCAUAACUGACGCUUCAUCUUUGGUGCACGUGGGUGACACCGUGGGUCUUGAGCUGCACCAUCAGCAGGAGCUGGAGGCGCCACUCAUUCCCCAGCGGACUCACUCCCUUCUGUAUGCACCCCAGAAGAAGGUGAGGACCGACAGGGGAGAUGAUACCUUUGUCAGCCAGCUGACACCCACCAACCCUGAUGAUAGUCUGCAGUCCUCUAACAGAGACUCUGUGUACACUAGUAUGCCUAAUAUUAGUGACUCUCCGUGCCUCGAGAGCAGUCCAGAUGUAGUGGAGGACCGGUCCCCCUCCAAGACAAGCGAGAACGAGGAUGUUUACUACAAGAGCAUGCCUAACUUAGGGGAUGGCCAGCAGCUCCAAGCCUAUUACCAGAUAGGCAAAGGGAGCAGCGAUGGUUACAUUAUUCCUAGUACUAAAGAGGUUUGCAUCCCUGAAGGCGAUGUACGGGAAGGACAGAUGCAGUUAGUGACAAGCCUUUAAAUGUAUUUAUAUCGCCCCAAAACUCUUCCUACCCUUUUGCAUUGCUGACCUUUUGGAGAACACACUCAUGAAGGGAAGGGAAGUUUUUUUUUUGUUGUUGUUUUUAUCUUUGAAGAGAGCAUAGAAGCCCCGUCAUACACGUGAGGUAUUUACAAUCCUCCUCUCCAAUCUGCAUUGCCGUUUCCUUUCCCCCCCCAAACAUGCCAAUCUUUACUACCUUCCCUGCAGACCAACAGACUUGGUGCACAACAAUGGUAGUGCAAAGGUUUAAUGAGACUGUACAUAAAAUACAGAGUCAAAUUUUGAUUUUAAGAGCCAAGCCAACUAUGUAUUUAAAUGUGCUGCUGCUGUUGAAUAAUUGAGAAAAAUUUAAGAUAUGAAAACAAAAAGACAAAAAAAAAGUGAAACAUUACUGGCUACGUCAAUCAGCAAUGUCCCGGUCAAAAGGUUGUACAUACACUCUCCAUCAUCCUCGUUGAAGCCUGAAUUUUUUUUUUUUUUUUUUUAAUUAUAAACAGAACAACACCCCUGG
Messenger RNA from Monopterus albus (swamp eel), 5700 nucleotides. It is a transcript of the gene adgrl2a, whose product is annotated as adhesion G protein-coupled receptor L2a. The transcript is spliced from 27 exons. NCBI's taxonomy places the organism in Eukaryota, Metazoa, Chordata, Actinopteri, Synbranchiformes, Synbranchidae. The coding region runs from base 531 to 5168 and encodes 1545 amino acids. The record is from RefSeq and is a predicted model, not a curated record. Gene Ontology annotation, biological process: adenylate cyclase-activating G protein-coupled receptor signaling pathway; cell surface receptor signaling pathway. Gene Ontology annotation, molecular function: carbohydrate binding; G protein-coupled receptor activity. Gene Ontology annotation, cellular component: plasma membrane.